GACAAGGUUCCUGCCGGUGAGGACAAGGUCACUGGCGUUGAGGAAAAGGUUACUGGAGGUGAGAACAAGGUUCCUGGGGCUAAGGACAUGGUUUCUGGCGCCGAGGACAAGGUUCCUGGCGCUGAGGACAAGGUUCCUGGCAGUGAGGACAAGGUUACUGGCGGUGAGGACAAGGUUCCUGGUGGUGAAGACAAGGGUCCUGGUGGUGAGGACACGGUUGCAGGCGGUGAGGACAAGGUUACUGGCGGUGAGGACAAGGUUACUGGCGGUGAGGACAAGGUUCCUGGUGGUGAGGACAAGGUUCCUGCCGCUAAGGACAUGGUUCCUGGCGCCGAGGACAAGGUUCCUGGCGCUGAGGACAAGGUUCCUGGUAGUGAGGACGAGGUUCCUCGCAGUGAGGACAAGUUUACUGGCGGUGAGGACAAGGUUCCUGGUGGUGAAGACAAGGGACCUGGUGGUGAGGACACGGUUGCUGGCGGUGAGGACAAGGUUACUGGCGGUGAGGACAAGGUUACUGGCGGUGAGAACAAGGUUCCUGGUGCCGAGGACGAAGUUCCUGGGGCGGUGAGGAUAAGGUUCCUGGCGCUGAGGACAAGGUUCCUGGCGGUGAGGACAAGCUUCCUGGCAGUCAGGACAAGGUUACUGGCGGUGAGGACAAGGUUCCUGGCGGAGAGGACAAGAUUCCUGGCGCUGAGGACAAGGUUCCUGGCGGUGAGGACAAGGUUCCUGGCAGUCAGGACAAGGUUCCAGGCGGAGAGGACAAGAUUCUUGGCGGUGAGGACAACGUUCCUGGCGGUGAGGACAAGGUUGCCGGCGGUGAGAACAAGGUUACUGGCGGUAAAGACAAAGUUGCUGGCGGUGAGGACAAGGUUCGUGGCGGUGAGGAAAAGGUUGCUGGCGGUUAGGACAAGGUUCCUAGUGCCGAGGACAAGGUUCCUGGCGCUGAGGACAAGGUUCCUGGUAGUGAGGACGAGGUUCCUGGCAGUGAGGACAAGGUUACUGGCGGUGAGGACAAGGUUCCUGGUGGUGAGGACAAGGGUCCCGGUGGUGAGGACAAGGUUGCUGGCGGUGAGGACAAGGUUACUGGCGGUGAGGACAAGGUUUCUGGUGCCGAAGACGAAGUUCCUGGCGGUGAGGAUAAGGUUCCUGGGGGUGAGAACAAGGUUCCUGGCGGUGACGACAAGGUUCCUGGCAGUAAAGACAAGGUUCGUGGCGGUGAGAACAAGGUUCCUGGAGGUGAGGACAAGGUUGCUGGCGGUGAGGACAAGGUUCCUGCCGGUGAGAACGAGGUUCCUGGCGGAGAGGACAAGAUUCCUGGCGGUGAGGACAAGGUUCCUGGCGGUGAGGAAAAAGUUACUGGCGGUGAGGAAAAGGUUACUGGAGGUGAGGACAAGGUUGCUGGCG
Molecule: messenger RNA, 1404 nt
Organism: Paramuricea clavata
Lineage: Eukaryota; Metazoa; Cnidaria; Anthozoa; Malacalcyonacea; Plexauridae
Source: the annotation of a GenBank genome assembly